Molecule: messenger RNA, 1553 nt
Organism: Pseudoliparis swirei
Lineage: Eukaryota; Metazoa; Chordata; Actinopteri; Perciformes; Liparidae
Gene: hrh2b
Product: histamine receptor H2b
Exons: 2
Coding region: 95-1192 (365 amino acids)
Biological process (GO): adenylate cyclase-activating adrenergic receptor signaling pathway
Cellular component (GO): membrane
Molecular function (GO): G protein-coupled receptor activity
Source: RefSeq, a predicted model, not a curated record
UGCUAAGAAUUGUCUGAUGGUGAAAGUGAAAGUGAACUGGCAGUGGAUGAACAUCUCCUCCUGAGAUAACAAGUGACCCAGUGCCUGAGGAACCAUGUUCCCCACAGCUCUCCGCUGGCUGGUUCUGGUGUCUUUAAUCAUUCUGACCAUUGUUGGGAACAUGCUGGUGUGUCUGGCUGUGGGGCUCAGCCGUCGACUGUGGCGCAUCACCAACUGCUUUGUGGUGUCCCUGGCAGUGACGGAUCUCCUGCUCGGCCUGCUGGUGAUGCCUUUUUCUGCCUCUGUGGAGUUGCGCAGUGGACAUUGGCCGUUCGGAGGAGCUCUGUGUAACAUCUACAUCUCACUGGAUGUCAUGCUGUGUGCAUCCUCCAUCCUGACCCUAAUGGCCAUCAGCGUGGACCGAUACCUAGCGAUUUCAGCUCCCCUUAGCUACUCCCGGAGAGUUACGCCUGUGAAGGUGACACUGGCCAUGAUCGCCAUCUGGGCCUUGUCACUAGCUGUGUCCUUCGUGCCGAUCCACCUGGGCUUGAAUACAGCGGACUACAGAGUGCAGCACUUGGACUGGGUCAUGGGGGACGAGGUCAAGGAGGGACACUACUGCCAGUUUGAGUGGAAGAACAACUAUGCUCUCAUUUUUGUCUUUAGCACCUUUUAUCUGCCUCUGCUGCUUAUGUGUGGGAUGUAUCUUUGCAUUUUCAGAGUGGCACGAGAACAGGUGCGGCGUAUUCGCGCUGCCACGCCAUCAUUUGCGCGCGCAGCAUCGAUUGCAGCCACAGCCCGGGAGCACAAAGCUACAAUGAGCCUGGCAGCUGUGCUGGGGGCCUUUGUCAUCUGCUGGUUCCCCUACUUCACCCUCUUCACCUGCAUGUCCAUCAAGAAAAAGACGUAUACCCGAAACACACUUAGCUCUGUGAUCCUGUGGCUGGGCUACUUUAACUCAGCUCUAAACCCCAUCCUGUAUCCAGCCUUCAACAGGGAUUUCCGCAAGGCCUACGGAGAGCUGCUCCGCUGCCGAGGUUUGUCUCACAGAAACCUGCAGCUUACUUGUGUGUCAGUGCAUAAAACAAUGAACCUUACUAACGGACAAAGGGUUUCCCAACGGUCAGAGACACAAACAGACACGGUUAAUAUAGAAACUGAGGGGAAAACGGUAUCCCUGAUGUACCAUGUUGAAAAUGCAAAGGAUGCGUAGUGCCAAAGAUAACGCAAUUCACUACAUGAUGAAUGUACAAAGCUGUUUUUCCAAGUGUACCGGACACAAGCAUCCAAUGUGCAUUUGUUAUUAAUAAUAAUAAUAAUAAUCAAGGCAAUUUACAGUUCUCAUAUGUCUGUUUAUUAGACAGGUGUAUAUAGCAGCUGCAGUGUAAUUCAAAAUAAAGCCCAGCAGAGCAGAGUGGAAUGAAUAGAUGACUCAGUAAGUUUCUCAGACAACUGCAUAGAGACAAAGGUGGUUCAAGGUUUGUACAUAAUAUACAGUAUGUUCUGUCCCCUCAACCCUACCAGUGAAAGUGAAUAAAUGACCAGCAUGUUGCUUCUGUAACUGGAUAAGUCAA